This is a messenger RNA of Caenorhabditis angaria, 1113 nucleotides long. The record is from the annotation of a GenBank genome assembly. Lineage: Eukaryota; Metazoa; Nematoda; Chromadorea; Rhabditida; Rhabditidae.
AUGUGCAUUGGAUUUAUAAAAUUAGGAAAACCUGGAGAUCGAUAUAAAUUGAUUGUUUUGAAUAAUCGAGAUGAAGAUUUGAAUCGAGAAACUUCGAAAUUAGAUUGGAAUGAUCAAAAAACUAUUCUAGGAGGUUUGUUUUGGAAAAAAAAUAUGGCAGGGGAACAUUUUUAGCAGAAUUUUGAGAACUUUAUGAAAACUUUUGAAGGUUUUGUCUAAAUUAUCGAUCAAAAUUUUGAAAAUUCCUGGUCAAGUUAGUCUCAAAAAAUUCAGAAGCUUGAGUCUAGACUGGUUUAAAAUUUUUGAUCCUAAUUCCCAAGUUCAAAUUUUUCACCAAUUUCUUUUGAUUCGUAUCCUACUUUUUUUAGGAACUGAUCAAGCGGAUGAAUGCAAAGGAACUUGGUUAGCUAUAAAUAAAAAUGGAAAAAUAGGAAUGUUAUUAUCAAUAACUCAACCGAAAAAUCAAAAAAUGACAAAUUGUCCAAGUCGCGGCCAAAUUUGUCAUCAAUAUUUAAACACCAACAAUUCUCAUUUAUUUUUCGAAACUCUUCUCAAAAAUUCGCAAAUUUUCAAUGGUUUUCAGUUUGUUGGAAUUGAAAGAAAUGAAAAAACCGGAGAAUAUUCGGAAGUUUUGAGUUUAGCCAACAAAUAUGUGGAAGAUGUUGAAGUUAUUAGAAAUUAUGAUUCGAUUCAAGUUUAUUCAAAUAGUCCAACAAAUAUUCCAUUCAAAAAAGUGUUGAGAGGAGAAAAUAUUUUUGAAGAAUGUUUAGCAGAUUCUGAAAAUAUGGAAACAUUUGAGAUUUUUGAAAAUCUAGUUGAACAAGUUGCAAAAAACAAAACACGGUAAUAGAAACACGAAAUAUCUACUGUAAUCAUGAAUACAUUUUCAGACAUUUACCAGAUUCUCAAAUUCAACUUCAAACUGGAUAUUCUGAAACAAUGUAUGCACCUUUAUCCUCAAUUUUUGUUGAAUUUCCAUCGGGUUUGGAGUACGGUACACGUUGUCAUACUGUAAUUAUAAUUGAUAAAUUCGACAAGGUUACGGUAUUUGAAAGACGAAGAGAAAAUGGAAAAUGGUUGGAUGAAAUGAAAGAAUUUGAGAUUUAUGAAUAA